Austrofundulus limnaeus is the source of this 2968-nucleotide messenger RNA. RefSeq names its product MSL complex subunit 1b (gene msl1b). The transcript is spliced from 9 exons. Gene Ontology annotation, molecular function: chromatin binding. Bases 116 to 1687 code for a protein of 523 amino acids. The record is from RefSeq and is a predicted model, not a curated record. Gene Ontology annotation, cellular component: MSL complex. Lineage: Eukaryota; Metazoa; Chordata; Actinopteri; Cyprinodontiformes; Rivulidae.
GCGCACUAGAGUGCGCUUUAAAACAAGUCUUGAGGAGGGAACAUGAAGGUACUUUACUGUCUCACUUGAAACGCAGUCGAGCUGCCGUGGCGCUGCUUGAUCAUGAGAAGCCGUUAUGACUCUCCGAUCUAAACCGAGCGCAGGCUUCAAGAACAACGCGGACACCGUCGACAUUGGCCACAGACACGUUGGGGUGAACACCGUGUGUCCUGUGAGCAUCAAGAGGGAGCCCUGCGACUUUAUUAUCGAUGUGCAAAAGGGCGAGAUCCCGAACAUAUCCAAGGACCUAGACCAGAUUUAUAUGACCAGCAAAGUUGCUGUCGGUGCCACAGUUGCAGAAAUAGUUCAAGUAGACAAAACGGUGGGGAUACUGUCCCCUGUCAGACCAAUGGGGGGUGAGGGAACCCCGGUGAAAGGUAAACCCCUCUCUGUCGACAACAUGGAUAAUCCUCAUAUGGCUGUGAACAAUAAUCCUAAGGAUGCUGGUCCUGGAGACAGCGUGAAGGGGGUUGUCCCUGGAGUCCUGGGCACUGCAUCCAUUGAACUCUCCUCUGAGGGCAAGUGGAGGAACAUCAGGAAGACCCCCGCCAGUCCCCAAGCACAGGCCAACUGCCUCCGUCAGAUCCUCCUCCUCCAGCUGGACCUCAUUGAACAGCAGCAACAACAGCUGCAAUCCAAGGACAAGGAGAUAGAUGAGCUCAAAGCUGAUAAAGAGAUGUUACUUGCACGCAUUGAGCGUAUGGAACGUCGCCUCCAGCUCACGAGGAAGGACCCGCCACGGGACAAGCGCCUUUUCCAGCCUCUGGAGCCGUGGACCCCUGACAAGGAGGACAUGUGGGAUUUGGAAAUAGAGGAGAAUUCACAGCCCAACCUUUCCACUCCCAACCAGUUCAACCGCGAAGGCAAAGGCCAAAAAAGGAAGUCUUGCUUCGGAGAUGCAAAAGCUCAGAAAUCACGGGGUAAAAGUGCGAAGCUUAGCCCCCAGAAGUCCGAACUCGAGYCCGGUUCUCCCAACCAAAGAGAGCUGCGCAGUAAGGAAACCCCCGAGAAGAUGAUCACGGUCCGGUCGAGUCCGGACAGUUUGCUCCCGUGCAAAGAGGAGCCGGAGCUGAGCUGCCAGAUGGAAGACCUGCCCUUCAUGUCGACCACAGAGAUGUAUCUGUGUUGCUGGAACCAGCCUCCGCUCUCCCCUCUGCGGGAAACUUCCCCUAAAAAGGAGGAAGAGGUGGCCAGUGAGUGGACUCCCCAUGUAGUACAUGAUAUGCUGAUUGUUUUUCCCUCUUGGAGGGAAAACUGCAUAGAGCCCCUGGAUGAGGACUCUUUGUGUGAGCCGCUGGACGACGGCGUGUUUUUGAAACGCCACGCGAAGCUGGAGUUGGAUGAGAAGAGGAGAAAAAGGUGGGACAUCCAGCGAAUCAGAGAGCAGCGCAUGUUCCAGCGUCUGCAACAGCGCAUGAACAGGAAGAAGGUCGUCCAGGAGUCGGAGCCGGAGCUGUCCUCCUUCUACCCCGACACAGAAGACGUCGAAGCUAUAGUGAUCACUCCGUUCCUGCCCGUGGUCGCGUUCGGCCGGCCGCUUCCCAAACUCUCUCAACAGAACUUCGAGCUGCCGUGGCUGGACGACCGGAGCCGAUGUCGCAUCGAGGUGCCGAAGAAGCACACGCCUCAUCGGACCUGUCGGAAGUAAAAACAAAACCAGCGGAGAGUUUCUGCUCAAAUCGGAUACAUACGUUUUUGUUUUCACCUCAUGGGGGGAGAAGCUCAACACGUCGCCACAGAUCAGCUGGGUUUUUUUUUAAGUCGACGCAUCAGCAGCCGUUGACCUGGGAGUUGGGGGCGUGUUCUGUAACAUGUUUGAGAUGUGUUUUGUUCAAGCUGUGCUUUAAAAAAAAAGGUUCAGAUCACUCCAAGUUGCAGUUUUAAUGAUCUCAUAAUUGAGAAACCUGCAUUCAGAGCGUGCAGGAGAAGCUAUUUGUCAUGGUUUUGACACAAAAAGCAGUUUAAUCUCUUCUUAAACAUUCAAGCUUGGUGUUCUUGCUGUGUGUAGCUUUAGCACGCUCAUUCUCUCUGCUUUCGUGGACAAAACAGUCAAAAUCAGACUACCGUGCUGUGUAUCGGUCAUAGUGUUGUUUGCACACAGAUUUUAAUAAGAUUUUAUCAAUGUUCAUUGUGAUAUUGGGGAUUUGGAGUCAGCAUGAUUACAUAAAUACAAACAUUUGUUGUAAGGAUGCAAUUAAACGACAGAAGAAUGCUGGUUGGGCGUCAGCAUGAUGAUAAAAACACGUCCAGGUGGCUCUAACCUCAGCGAUCUGAUCCCUGGUUUAGUUUUGGUUUUUAUGUGWGCUGCAUGGAUUCUGUUAAAAACAAGAUGGUAGCAUGGCUUGACCCCAGAAUGGAGAACUUUCUCUGCUCAUUCGGGCUUCAAAAUCUACAAAAUAUUCUAAGCAUGACUUUUUGAAAAAAAAAAAAAAGUAAAAUAAAAGUAUAAAAAGCAGUUUUAUUUUUUUUAUUUUUUGCUGCUUUGCUCAGAACUGCAGGCUGAAAUAUAAAGUGUUUGUAUUUCCGAGCUUCCAUCCAGUAAAAUGUUAGGCGAGUUGUGUGCACGAGACAUUUUUAGAUGAUUAAUAAGCUUUCUAGCUGUAGUUCUCUCUUCUUUCACCUGUUUGCUCCCAAACCUGUUGACCUGUUGAUUUAUUCCAGCAGGCAGUUCUUCCUCCUUCUGUUUGAGGCAACAGUUUUAAAAGAAACCACCAGGUGUCUCUAGAGUUCAGAAAUACAAAUAUGUUUUUGUUUUCAACUGUACAUAGCUUUCAGUUAUAAAAUGUACAUAAAACAUGGCUGUUAUUUUUUUAUUAUUUAAUGUUGGAAGUGUUCAGUACAUUCAACAUUGUUCUAUAAUUGUAUGUUGACAGUUUUGAAAGUUUAAAAAAAACUUUUUUUUUGAAUAAAUCUAAUGUUUAUGAUGCUU